Plasmodium malariae is the source of this 687-nucleotide messenger RNA. It is a transcript of the gene COX11, whose product is annotated as cytochrome c oxidase assembly protein COX11, putative. Gene Ontology annotation, cellular component: mitochondrial inner membrane. The record is from RefSeq and is a predicted model, not a curated record. Gene Ontology annotation, molecular function: copper ion binding. The transcript has a single exon. The coding region runs from base 1 to 687 and encodes 228 amino acids. Lineage: Eukaryota; Apicomplexa; Aconoidasida; Haemosporida; Plasmodiidae.
AUGAGUGUAAUCAAAAUUUUUUUUAGUAUAUUAAGCAGUAGAAGAAGAAAUAAGUUGAAGAAUAAUAUGUUAGUAAUAGAAAAGAAAGAAAAAAUAGAAACUCCUUAUAUAUAUUUAUCCAUAUCUGCAUUUAUGUUUGGUUUAUCCUUUGCUUUUGUUCCAUUGUAUCAACUUAUUUGCCAGUCAACUGGAUAUGGAGGAGAAAUACGAAAAAAAUUAGAUAUUAGUAGUUUAAUGAAUAAAAAAGUAAAUAAUAAGAAUAGAUUAAUUGAAGUUAACUUUACAAGCCAGUCUAAUAUGCCAUGGGUAUUCGAACCAGAGCAAAAAAGUAUUAUUGUGAAACCUGGUGAAACAGUAUUAGCAUUUUAUAAAGCUAAAAAUCUGCUAAACAAACCUAUAAUAGGAAUAGCACUAUAUCAUGUACUGCCGGACGAAGCAGGCUUAUAUUUUAAUAAAAUUCAAUGCUUUUGUUUUGAAGAACAAAUGUUAAAUGCAAAUGAAGAAAUUGAUUUACCUGUUCUAUUUUUUAUUGAUCCUGAUAUUUUAAAUGAUUCUAGAUUAAAAAAUUUAGAAAAAAUUACGUUAUCAUAUAUAUUUUUUGAGUCUGAUUCAGAAAUUCCAGAGGAAUAUCAACAUCUUUCAAGAGUAAUUGCAACAAAGAAAAAAGCAGAUUUUCAAGUUAUGUGA